AUGGAACAAUCUACACCGCGAUCAUUUCUUGAUCUCCCUGCCAUCAUUCGACGUCGCAUUUAUUGCUUAGCUGGCCUGGUCACCAACACUGAUAUCCACGUGGGCCGCGAAGAACGUAGGGAAAUUCGUCGGCAUAUGGAACUACAGCACUGCAAAGACAUACCCGAUCUUACAUUUUCUCUCAACUUACUUAUCACCUGUCGAGCUAUCUACAAAGAAGUCUCUAGUAUACUGUUCUCGACCAAUUGCUUCUGCACAAAAGAUCCGCAGUCCUUGUGCCAACUUCCUGCCUCUUUUAUAUCGUCUCUGUCGUCUUUGAAAUUCUCCCUAAACGCCAUCUACUUCUGGGAUUGUUGCGGCGAGCGUCCAAAAUGUCUCAGCGAUAUCAAACCAAUAGUCAGCACCAUCCCCGAUCACCGUUCUCUACUUGAAAGAUGGGAAAAUACGGCACGAUUCAUCGGUUCGCGAAUUGAAACUCAAAACCUCAAGCUCGGCCUGAUUUGCGACGUGGAUGAUGAAGAGACAGCAUAUCUUGCUGUUAAACCCCUUCGUUACCUGCAUACCUUGUCCAGCUGCGAGAUCCGACUUAGCAAUAAGCCUAAUAGCCGGCUUGAAAAUAUUGCCCGAAAGGCUGCCCUACACGCCCUAGGGCAGCGACCACUCAAGCAGCCACCCGAGAGCUUUCCUUUUCUACGGCUUCCACUAGAGAUUCAGCUAGAGAUAUUAGAGUAUACCGAUCUAGUUACACCUUUAAACCACGUUCAAUGGACCUCAUUGGAGAAGUACCAUCUUCAACCCUAUUCUUGCGAAGAACCGCACGAGCCUCCUGCCGAAUAUCAUGCCCGCAUCGGAAGUGUAGCAGCUGUACCCAUUAUGCCUGCCAGUUUCGAACGUGUGGGGGAAAAGUGGAAGGCAAAUAUGCCUCCAUUACAGGUUGCUUCUGCAGUGUACGACAUGCCUCUUACUCGCCGCAUUGCCGUUGUUGGCGGCCUCCGACACCAUUGUUCCUAUCUUCGAUCACUAGAGAUCAGUCUAUACUCCCCUGAUCUUACGCAGUGGAUGCAAACUGUCCAGUCCAUCAAUGAUAAGCUUAUUAAUUUACAAUAUCUGUUUCUCCAAGUCUCUCUCGGCUUCUUACCGAGCUGGCCAGACUUCCCUGAUACCAACCCAUACCCACGACCCACACUUGCGGAAGAGAGGGGCAUCGAUAUUGUUAGAGAGGCGGUCGACCUUUUAUGGCCAGUGAGACAUAUAGGUUCGCCCAGUAGUGCCAUCCGACUGUUCUUCGUGAAUUUUUGCUUUGAGGGUCCGUCGAUUUACUACUAUAAGCGGCGUGAGCAAGAAUAUCUCCCGACGACAAGGAUCUAUAUGGACAUCACAGAUAUUCAGUCCGUAGAAGUUCAUGUCGAACGCGAGGUUUGCAGCGACCUCAUAGGCGAGGUGGACGGCAGCUCGUUGGCGUUGAAAUCGAAGAGCGGUGUGUGGGUAGAAGGUAUCUUGGCGCGCCCCGACUUUGAGGCUUAUGAGGGAUUUACUUACGAGUAA
Messenger RNA from Daldinia vernicosa, 1545 nucleotides. RefSeq lists its product as uncharacterized. The coding region runs from base 1 to 1545 and encodes 514 amino acids. NCBI's taxonomy places the organism in Eukaryota, Fungi, Ascomycota, Sordariomycetes, Xylariales, Hypoxylaceae. The record is from RefSeq and is a predicted model, not a curated record. The transcript is spliced from 3 exons.